AAUGAGCGUGCCUGUAAACCGGAAGUCGAUAAGUGCUCUUCACUUCCGGACUGAAGCACAACUUUAUUCAGCAUCCUUCGGGGUUGUAAUCAACGUCUUUGAUGUCAGAAGACUUGGCAAGGAAGCUUCAUCAGGCAAUAAAAGACAACAAUUUAACAGCUGUUGACAUCAUUUUACAAAAUGAAGCACAGAGAGCAGAUGCUAGCUAUACAGUGGAUAAUAAAUCAGCUCUAGGUACUGCUGCUGAGGGUGGGAGCUGUGCCAUCACAGAGCUGUUGAUUAAACAUGGAUGUGACAUCAAUGUAGGGGCGGCCAUCUUGAAGUCUCCAGUAUUCUUAGCGGCAAGAUGUGGGCAUCUUGAUCUUGUCAAACUUCUUGUCAAGUCUGGAGCAAAUCUGUCACUUAGAAAUGCAGCAGGUAACACCCCCUUCCACGAGGCCUGUCUGAAUGGUCACCUGGACAUUGUGAAGUACCUGAUGAGUCUGCCUGGCUGUGAUGUCAAUGACCGCACUAAUGGAAAGGAGACACCUCUUCAUAUGGCCUCCUUAAAGGGGCAUCUGGAUAUUGCCAAGGAACUGAUAAAGGCCGGAGCAGACCUGUUUGCUGUGAAGGGUGGCGUGGGACCCAGUGCUAUACAUUUAGCCACGGCCAGUGACAGAGCCGACAUCAUAGAUCUCCUGAUCAACUCCGGAGUGGAUGUGGAUACAGCUAUACAGGAGAAUGAUCGGACAGCGAUCCACAUUGCCAGUAUCAGUGGAUCUGUCAAAGCUGCUAAAAUCCUUAUCUCCCAUAACUGUGAUGUGAACAAGAUCAGUAUAGAAAAUGAUGAGAUGAAAAGUCCCCUUUUAAAAGCUGUUGAACUGAACAAGACCGAGAUAGCCCGACUGCUGAUUGACGCAGGGGCGGACCUUGACCAUGGUGAUCACUACGGAGCCACACCCCUUAUAAUGGCCACUCACUUCCACAACCUGGAGCUUGUCUACUCGCUUGUACAGGCUGGUUGUAAUGUCAACAAGAAAACAAAGAAUGGAUUAACUCCCUUUAGAAUAGCUCUUCAACCUUAUCCCAAUGUCUGGAUGAUGAAUCUGUUUAUAAUGGCAGGUGCAGUUGUUUCGGACCACAAUUUGUCGAAUUUGAAAGAGAUGUCGACCCAGAAGUCCUACUUUAGUGCUGAGGAUAUGUUAUACUUAGUGACGUUAGCUCGUAAUCCAUUUUCGCUUAAGAAUUGUUGUCGUAUUGCAAUUCGUUCAGUAUUAAAGAAACCUGUUUGUAACUCUACAGGAAAUCUGCAAUUACCUUCCCAGCUGACAGAUUUUUUACAUCUGAAGGAAUUGGAGGAAUCGAAAGUUAGAUAAGAUCCAGAACAUAGGUUGCCCUUGGACUGCGAGUCCCCACUGUAAAUUUUACUACGACUGCUGUGCAGUGUAAAUUUUAUACCGUCAUAUUGAAAACAGUGAUGUGAACUUUGACCUCAGUUUUGUCAUGCUGCUGUAUGAAUGUAAAGACUUGUAGCAGGAGAAAGAGAAAUACAAUGGCCAGACCAGGGUUAAAACCUGGGGCCCUCCGAACUCUAGAUGGAUCAUCCACACUUCACAAAUUGAGCUUACCUGGUCGCCGAUAUUCGACCCAGACCAGUUCCUGUACAGACUGUUACUGAAUCAUCAAACAAAGUAUAUUAUCAGAACAUUUAUUAACAGUUUGACAAGAGCAGUGAUCUGACCUUUGAUAUUACUUUUUGAGCAGGUGAUAAUAAGACAAGAAUGUUUGCUGCUUAUAUAAUUAAUUGUAUACUAUAUGAACAAAAUCAUGAUCUUUAAUUAAUUCAAUCCAUUUGGUAGCUUCGUCAAUGCAUGUGCUUCGCAGAUGUCUGCACUUCAUUUUGAAUCGGUGGAAAUCUCGUUGAAAAGGGUUAUGUUGUGUUUUUAUUUUAUCGUAAGUAAUUUUUGAUCAAAAUGAGUUUUUUUACACAAUUUUAGGCAUGUUGGCAUGAGGAAAGGGUUCUUGAGUAGGUGCAAUUAUAGUAUACAUAUAAAAAAAAAAAAGACUGU
Mizuhopecten yessoensis (Yesso scallop) is the source of this 2048-nucleotide messenger RNA. Its product is annotated as ankyrin-3-like. Gene Ontology annotation, cellular component: nucleus; cytoplasm. Gene Ontology annotation, biological process: intracellular signal transduction. Lineage: Eukaryota; Metazoa; Mollusca; Bivalvia; Pectinida; Pectinidae. Bases 102 to 1355 code for a protein of 417 amino acids. The transcript has 7 exons. Gene Ontology annotation, molecular function: protein binding. The record is from RefSeq and is a predicted model, not a curated record.